Drosophila montana is the source of this 1016-nucleotide messenger RNA. Its product is annotated as androgen-induced gene 1 protein. Lineage: Eukaryota; Metazoa; Arthropoda; Insecta; Diptera; Drosophilidae. Gene Ontology annotation, cellular component: membrane; endomembrane system. The transcript is spliced from 2 exons. The coding region runs from base 79 to 906 and encodes 275 amino acids. The record is from RefSeq and is a predicted model, not a curated record.
CGUUGCUCUGCUGCAGCCCUGGCAGCUCCAUCUGCAAACGCCGCCACUGUAAAUUGUAAAUUAUUUUAUUCAAAAAUUAUGGCCAAGAGUAAGAAACAAUUGCGCGAACAGCACGCUGCAAGGGAAGCCGUUCAAGUCACCAACGCGCGACUGGAGACGUGCAACGAUGCCUACACGAGCGGCGCAUUUAGUUACCUGCGCUUUUUGGUUCACCUGCUGGCGGCGGCACAAUUCUGCUACGGGAUUUACUAUUAUCUAUUCAAACUGCACUGGCCGAAGGGUCUGCAUGAGGAGGAGGAGCUGAAAACGCGCUGGGGUGGCAAAUUCAAGUAUCUGACAUUUCUCGAUGUCAUCGUGCAGGCCAUUUAUCACAGCGUGGCGCUGCUGAAUGAUAUCUUCGGCAACAACACCGUGACCGUGGCUCCAAAGUCCUGUCUGCGCCAGGUGCGUGAUUAUAUAUUCGCCACGUUCGCAUUUCCCAUUGCGCAUAAUGUGUGCAUUUCCUUCUGGGUCAUUUAUGUAUGGGAUCGUGAGCUCAUCUUUCCCGCCGCCCUGGACCUUAUUUUUCCCAACUGGCUGAAUCAUGUGGUUCAUACGAAUGUUGCGCUAUUGGCCAUCAUGGAUAUGUUUACUUGCUUCCGGCGCUAUCCCAGCCGCUUGGCCGGCGUCACCGGCAACGUGGCGUUUAUGCUCCUCUACAUCAUUUGGGUGAAUAUUGUGCGCUAUUUUAGCGGUCAGUGGGUUUAUCCCUUGCUCGAGGUUUUGCCGGUGCCGCUGCGUUGUUUAAUGUUCCUCGGUUUAGUCGGUUUGAGUUUGGCCUGCUACUUGCUGGGCGAGUUCGUUAACAAUAUUGUGUGGGCGCCAGAGUUCAAGUUGCUGAAGCAAAAACAAAUCAAACAGGGCUAAAGCACACAACUAACCAACUUAUGUACUCAUUUGAAAACCAAGAGAUUUGUUCAUUGUGUUCGUCUGUCCGCAGAGGCUGCCUUAAAAUACACUCCACUGUAUAUAUCUUA